Messenger RNA from Trichoderma gamsii, 5043 nucleotides. RefSeq names its product DNA-directed RNA polymerase I subunit RPA1. Gene Ontology annotation, biological process: DNA-templated transcription. Lineage: Eukaryota; Fungi; Ascomycota; Sordariomycetes; Hypocreales; Hypocreaceae. Gene Ontology annotation, molecular function: DNA-directed RNA polymerase activity; DNA binding. The coding region runs from base 1 to 5043 and encodes 1680 amino acids. The record is from RefSeq and is a predicted model, not a curated record. The transcript is spliced from 2 exons. Gene Ontology annotation, cellular component: RNA polymerase I complex.
AUGAAUAUUGCGCAGCCCGUCGCCUCGGAGGUGGAGAGCGUGGAGUUUACCUUCCUCUCCGCCAAAGAGAUCCAGGCCAUCUCGGUCAAGCGCAUCGAGAAUGAAAGCACUUUCGAUAACCUCUUGAAUCCAGUGCCCGGAGGUCUGUACGACCCGGCUUUGGGAUCAUGGGGCGAUGCACCAUGUGCUACUUGCAACCUGAACCAGUCCAAUUGUCCGGGACAUCCAGGCCACAUUCAACUCCCAGUCCCCGUCUACCACCCAGUCUUCAUGGACCAGGCCUAUCGAUUGCUCCGUGCAACCUGCGUUUACUGCAAAGGCUUCCGUCUGCCUCCCAAGGAUUUACACAAAUACACCUGCCAAUUGCGCCUGCUUCACCAUGGCCUCAUCCGCGAAGCACACAUGGUUGCUACGAUUGGAGAGAACGAGCUGGCAGUUGAAAUCCAGGAAGCGAUGGGAGAGGGGCCCAGCGAGGCUGAGGAGGAAGAAUCCAGCAUCGAUGGCGUUACUCGACAAAGAGAAAAAUUCGUUCGCAAAUGUCUUCAGGGCAUCAAGCUGAAGAGGGGCGAGGCCAAGCGAGGCAAGCAUGAAGGCGCGUAUGAAAUGCGCCGCGAAGUCAUCAAGGAAUUCCUUACCGAGAUCAUCAAGAAGAGAGUGUGCUCUAGCUGUGGUGGAAUUUCCCCGACGUACCGAAAGGACCGAUUUGUCAAGGUUUUCGAAAAGGCCCUCUCCGCGAAAGAAAAGGCGAAGAUGGCACAAAAGGCCCUCAAGUUCGGUGAUGCCAUGAGCAGAAUCCACAAUCGCCCAGCAUCUAAGAAAUCCAAGGGCGGUAAAAACGGCGUUGUUCAUAUCAAUGGCUCAGAGGUUUCACCUCCUCCUGAAAGCCAAGAUAUCGAAAUGGCAGACGCAGAUGACGACGAUGAUGCCGGUGCUGGAGAGGAUUCGCAGAGAUACAUCAGCUCAAUGGAGGUAAAGGCACGGCUAGAAGAACUGUUCAACAAGGAGCAAGAUUUGCUGUCACUCGUGUACAACGCCAAGCCUCCUACACAAAGCUCAUCAAAAGUUACUCCUGAUAUGUUCUUUAUCAAGGUGAUCCUGGUGCCGCCGAACCGUUUCCGACCAGAGGCCCGAACGGGAGAUUCACAGAUUUCCGAAGCUCAGCAAAACGGACUUUACAAAAACAUCCUCGCCUGCUGCUCAAGGAUUGCUCAUGUUUACAAGGCUCUUGAAGAGAAAAGGUCAGACAUUGCAAACAUGCACCAGGCUUGGACAGAGCUUCAAGAUGCCGUCAACUCAUUGAUCGACAAAAACAAGAAUCCUGUGCAGGGAGCAGCUGCGGCGCGGAACGAGGAGGGAAUCAAGCAGCUGCUUGAGAAGAAGGAGGGUCUGUUCCGUAAGAACAUGAUGGGAAAGCGAGUCAACUACGCCGCCCGAAGUGUCAUUUCACCCGAUCCCAACAUCGAAACCAACGAAAUCGGUGUUCCUCCCGUAUUUGCCAAGAAGCUGACUUAUCCCGAGCCCGUGACGAGCCACAACUUCAAGGACAUGCAGCAAGCUGUCAUCAAUGGUGUUGACAAGUGGCCGGGAGCUUUCGCUAUCGAGAAUGAAAACGGUCAGAUUGUGAACCUUCGCAACAAGUCGGUGGACGAUCGUAUUUCUCUCGCCAACCAGCUCCUGGCGCCGACAAACAGCAGCGCUGCCCGCAUGAAGAACAAGAAAGUCCACCGCCAUCUUACCAAUGGUGACGUUGUCCUGAUGAACCGCCAGCCCACGCUACAUAAGCCGUCCAUCAUGGGACACCGAGUCCGCGUGCUACCGGGCGAAAAGACUAUUCGAAUGCACUACGCCAACUGCAACACGUACAAUGCCGAUUUCGACGGAGACGAAAUGAACAUGCAUUUCCCCCAAAACGAGGUGGCCCGUGUAGAAGCACUGCAAAUCGCCGAUACCGACCACCAGUACUUGUCAGGCACUGCGGGAAAGCCACUGAGAGGUCUGAUUCAGGAUCACAUUUCAGUUUCUGUCUCACUUUGCAACCGAGACACCUUCUUCACCCGCAGCGACUACCAGCAGCUGGUGUACAGCGCCCUUCGUCCAGAAAGCGGCCAUAUCCUGGGAGAGCGACUCCAGCUUGUACCACCCGCCGUCAUCAAGCCGGUGCCAAGAUGGACAGGAAAGCAGGUCAUCAGCACAAUUCUGGCAAACAUACGGCCACCCAACUGCGGCGGACUGACCAUGAGUGAAAAUACCCAACUCAAGGCGGAGCAAUGGGGCAAAGACUCAGAGGAAGGAGUUGUGCUUAUCCAGGACGGCGAAUUCAUAACGGGAAUUCUCGACAAGUCUCAGAUCGGACCCAGCUCGAGCGGUUUGAUACACGCCGUGCAUGAGAUAUACGGACCGUCCGUUGCCGGCAAACUGCUCAGCAGCUUGGGCCGUCUGCUCACAAGAUACCUCGGCAUGAGAGCCUUUUCAUGCGGAAUGGACGACUUGAGGCUAACGGCAGAGGGAGAGGCGGCACGACGACGGGAGCUUGUUGCGGCCGACCAUCUAGGACUGGGCAUUGCCGCCAAAUACGUCUCUCUAGAGAACCAGCAAGACCCGCUGAAUCCGCUCCUGUUAGAGCGUCUGGAGGAGGUUACGCGCGACGACAGCAAACAGGAGGGUCUCGAUCUCUUGAUGAACCAGGGAACAAAGGACAUUACAGACGCCGUGCAAAAGGCGCUGAUUCCCAACGGUCUCGAGAAGAGCUUCCCGAAGAACCAGAUGCAGGCCAUGACUACUUCCGGUGCUAAGGGAUCUCGUGUCAACGCUUCCCUCAUUUCCUGCAACCUGGGACAGCAGGUCUUGGAAGGUAGACGUGUACCGCUGAUGGUGAGCGGAAAGUCGCUGCCUUGCUUCCGGCCCUUUGAGACAAAUAUUAGAGCGGGUGGUUACAUUGUGAAUCGAUUCUUGACUGGAAUCCGGCCGCAGGAGUACUAUUUCCACCACAUGGCGGGACGUGAGGGUUUGAUUGACACAGCCGUCAAGACAUCUCGCUCAGGUUAUCUGCAGCGCUGUAUCAUCAAGGGAAUGGAGGGCCUUACAGUCUCUUACGACACAUCAGUGAGAGAUGCGGAUGGCUCGCUGAUCCAGUUCCUGUACGGUGAAGAUGGACUGGACAUUACCAAACAAAACUACCUAAAGGACUUUAAGUUUAUCCUGCAAAAUGUGACUUCAGAGGCGGCCCAACUCAAGUACGACCCCAAGGUGGGCGAGCGGCUUGGUGCCAACCGCCAGGCGUUCCAGAAAUACAUGAAGAACGCCGUGAAGCACGCCAAGGCCAAGGAUCCGAACGGAAAGGACCCUCUGACAGCCAGCUUCGAUCCGGCCACCAACGCAUUUGCCACUUCAGAAACAUUCUACGAGGCCAUGACAGAAUAUCUAAAGGAAAACCCCGAUGGGCUGGUGCGAGAAAAGAAGGGCCAAGACAAGGCCGUCUCCAAUCCCAACCAGGUGACGCUGAACAAGAAGAAUGCAGAGAUGCUUUUCGCCAUGAAGUAUCUGCGGUCGUUGGUCGAGCCGGGAGAGGCCGUCGGCAUUGUUGCCGGCCAGUCUAUUGGUGAGCCGUCUACACAGAUGACGCUGAACACUUUCCAUUUGGCCGGUCACUCAGCCAAGAACGUGACGCUGGGUAUCCCUCGUCUGAGAGAAAUCCUGAUGACUGCCAGUAAGACGAUUUCGACACCGGCAAUGACACUAUACCCCAUUGCCGAGCUGUCAGAGCAGGAUAUCGAAGUCUUUUCCAAGUCCAUCAGUGUGCUACGCCUGAGCCAAGUGCUGGACGGUAUCGUAGUUGAGGAAGAGGUCGGCAAGGGCAAGCUCCGCGGCCUUGCCAAAAUUUACAAGAUCAAUCUCAAGUUCUUCCCGUCAUCAGAGUAUGAAGCAACCUACGCAGUCAGCGUCUCGGACAUAAUGACCACGGUGGAGAAGAAGCUUCUGCGCAACAUCCUGGCAAUCAUGAAGAGGGAAGUCAAGAAACGCCAGACGCAGACAACAACGGGAACUCCCGAAAUUGGCGUCAAGGUGGGAACUGUCGAGACAGCCCGAGCUGAAGGAGCGCCGGACCGCGUUUUGGGCGAGGACGACGACGACGAUGAUGAUGAUGACGACAACGACGCUGCCGGGGCGAAGCGACGAGCCAACCGAGGCCAGGCCGUCUCCUAUGGACCCAAUGACGACGACGAUGACGCUAUCCAGAAGGACAUGUCAAGAGGGGCGGAGGACGUCUCAGACGACGAAGGUGCCGACAACGUCGCUGGCUCAAACGGCGUGGAUAAGGAGCUCGGCGAUGAGGACAGCGACGAGGACGGCACCAUGUGGUCGUCGAGGGCGCGAAAGGAGCGUGUGCUCAAGAACUACGUGGAGGCGACGGAUUUCCAGUGCGACGACAAGCGCGGCGAGUGGUGUAAUGUGACGCUCGAAUUCGACGUCAACAUCCCCAAGGUGCUCAUGCUCAACAUUGUCGAGGACGCGGUGCGCCAGACGGUGGUGCAGCAGGUGGCGGGCAUCGAGUCGUGCCUGGUGGCCCAGGAGAAGGGCACGACGGCCAUCAACACCACGGGCGUCAACCUGCGCGCCAUGCACCGCUACAGCGACUUUAUCGACCCGCACCGGAUCCAGACCAACGACAUCGCCGCCGUGCUGGAAGUCUACGGCGUGGAGGCGUGCCGCAGCAACAUUGUGCAGGAGCUCUCCGGCGUCUUUGGCGGCCACGGCAUCAAGGUGGACAACCGCCACCUCAACCUGAUUGCCGACCACAUGACGCGCAACGGCGACUUCACGGCCUUUAGCCGCAUGGGCCUGCGCGGCAACGUGAGCCCCUUUACCAAGAUGAGCUUCGAGACGACUUUGGGCUUCCUCAAGGACGCGCUGAUGGACGGCGACUGGGACGACCUGACGACGCCGAGCAGCCGGCUGGUGAUGGGCAAGCUGGGACGAGUAGGCACGGGCGGCUUCGACGUGCUGACGCAGCUGCCGACGUACUAUGUCAACUCGCUAGCAUAG